CCGGAGCCGGAGCCGGAGCCGCCGCAGGAGCCCCGGCUGCGGCGGCCCGCAUCGGGGUGGUGGAUGCGGAUGAGGAGAUCGCGGCGGCUUUGGCGGCCGGGGAGGUGGAUGCGGAGGUGGAUGCGGAGGUGGGCGGGGGCGCGGAGGGGAACCCAGACUUUCCCAUGGCCUCGCUGUACGUGGGCGACCUGCACCCUGAGGUGACGGAGGCGAUGCUGUACGAGAAGUUCAGCCCCGCGGGGCCCAUCCUGUCCAUCCGCAUCUGCAGGGACAAGAUCACCCACCGCUCCUUGGGCUACGCUUAUGUCAACUACCAGCAACCGGUGGACGCCAAGCGGGCCCUGGAGACGCUGAACUUUGACGAGAUCAAAGGCAGGCCCGUGCGCAUCAUGUGGUCCCAGAGGGACCCCUCGCUCCGCAAGAGCGGGGUGGGCAACGUGUUCAUCAAGAACCUGGGCAAGACUAUCGACAACAAGGCUCUGUACAACAUCUUCUCGGUGUUCGGCAACAUCCUGUCCUGCAAAGUGGCCUGCGACGAGAAGGGGCCCAAGGGCUACGGGUUUGUGCAUUUCCAGAAGCAGGAGUCCGCGGAGCGGGCCAUAGAUGCCAUGAAUGGCAUGUUCCUCAACUACCGCAAAAUUUUCGUCGGGAGAUUCAAGUCGCAUAAAGAGAGAGAGGCCGAAAGGGGGGCCUGGGCCAGGCAGUCCACCAGUGCUGACUGCAAGGAAUUUGACGACGACACCGACGAGGAGGCCACCUUCCGAUGAAGACGUCCCUGGAGCAAGCCAGCAGAGCCAGAUCUUGGCUCCUAUCCGGUUUACAACUCCCCCCACCCCAACCCACCAGCAGUGUAUUGUACUGGGAGUGCAGGUCUCUCUCUUUCCCUCCCCAUCCCUGGCCCUGGCCCUGGCCCUCUCCCCCUCCCCCUCCCCCUCUUCC
Chinchilla lanigera (long-tailed chinchilla) is the source of this 939-nucleotide messenger RNA. RefSeq names its product polyadenylate-binding protein 1-like 2. The record is from RefSeq and is a predicted model, not a curated record. The transcript has a single exon. Gene Ontology annotation, molecular function: poly(U) RNA binding; mRNA 3'-UTR binding; poly(A) binding. Gene Ontology annotation, cellular component: nucleus; cytosol; ribonucleoprotein complex. The coding region runs from base 165 to 767 and encodes 200 amino acids. NCBI's taxonomy places the organism in Eukaryota, Metazoa, Chordata, Mammalia, Rodentia, Chinchillidae.